Messenger RNA from Rhopilema esculentum, 2952 nucleotides. Its product is annotated as endoplasmic reticulum disulfide reductase DNAJC10. The record is from RefSeq and is a predicted model, not a curated record. Gene Ontology annotation, cellular component: endoplasmic reticulum lumen. Lineage: Eukaryota; Metazoa; Cnidaria; Scyphozoa; Rhizostomeae; Rhizostomatidae. Gene Ontology annotation, biological process: IRE1-mediated unfolded protein response. Gene Ontology annotation, molecular function: misfolded protein binding; protein-disulfide reductase activity; oxidoreductase activity, acting on a sulfur group of donors, disulfide as acceptor.
ACAACCAUUUUGGUGGAAACUACAAAAACAAAAGAUGGCGGAAAGUCACUGCAAUAUGUACUAAUACAGGCACCCGUAGUCUUUUACUGUUACUUAUAAACCUUUUAGGCUGCGAGGGUUACAUUCGACAUGCGGAUUUAUUUAAUAGGCAUUUUUCUAUCAAUUGCUGUAUUAGUAGAAGUUUUUGCUGAGGAUUAUUAUGCACUUCUUGACGUGUCUAGAGAUGCUACCGUUGCUGAAAUUAGAAGAAAGUUUAAAAAGUUGGCUUUGAAACACCAUCCUGAUAAAAACAAAGAUGAUCCAUCAGCCCAUGAUAGGUUUACAAGGAUUAACAGGGCAUACGAAGUCCUUAAAGAUGAAGAGUUAAGAAAGAAAUAUGACCUUUACGGUGAAGAUGGUUUGAAAGAUGACCAUUUCAGUAAUAAUUAUCAAAGCUGGGACUAUUACAAUAAAGAAUUUGGCAUUUAUGACGAUGACCCAGAAAUUCUUACUCUUAGUCACUCUGAUUUUGAGCUCUCAGUGAUGGGAUCUGAAGAUGUUUGGUUUAUAAAUUUCUACUCCCCAUAUUGCUCCCAUUGCCACACUCUUGCUCCAACUUGGAGAGAAGUUGCAAAAGAACUUGAUGGUAUCAUUCGUAUUGGAGCAGUCAAUUGUCAGGACGAGUGGGGCUUGUGUACAAGUCAAGGAAUUCAGUCUUACCCUUCCCUCAAAUUGUACCCGACGGGCGAGUUCUUUUAUGGACACAAGACAACUGAUGAAAUCGUAAAGUUUGCCUUGGAUUCAGUUGAAAUUGUCGUGAUAAAGCUUACGUCUGAUAAUUUUAAAGAGUUAAAUGAUCAUUCAUUGCCUUGGCUAGUCUCAUUUUGCUCACCGGAUGAAGACUGCCUGUCUGCAAAAACGAAAACAAAGCUUGCUGGAAUGCUUGACAAUCUUGUGCAAGUUCUUGACGCUGAUUGCUCAAGUGAACCUGAUCUUUGCAAAAAGCUUGGUCACAUCUCAGGCGUGGUUUAUUACCCAGUUGGUAAAGUCGAUAAACAGAGUGGAUCGGUUAUUCAUAGUCUGGUUGCUGGAGAGAUUUUGAAAGAAGUUCUUACUUUACUCCCAGAGCCAACAGAAGUAAAUGACGAGAGUUUUAAGAGCAUUUCAGAUGAGAUUGACAAAGGAUCAAUUGAGCCAUGGCUCCUUAUAUUUUCAAGUGGAACAGGCAAAGAUGAUUCUUUUCUCGAAUUAAAGAAAAUUUCUGCCCUUAUUCCACAUGUGGAGCUUGGGACUAUAGACUGUAGGAAGAGCAAUAAAUUAUGCCAGAAGUUUUACGUUACUAAGCACCCAUCUGUUUUGUUGUUGAAGAAAGGAGGCUAUGAAUGGCAUUAUGGUCGCUUUACCGCUCAUGAUAUUGCAGUAUUUGCAAAAGACAGCUCUACAUCAAAUGUUAGAGCACUCACCCCUGAUGACUUUCCAAGUGCAAUGGAUGACAAAGGAAGAUAUUUCAUCGACUUCUUUGCUCCAUGGUGUCCGCCGUGUAUGAAAUUGCUUCCAGAAUGGAGGAAAGCUGGUCGCCAGAUCGGAGACAGAACGGCAAAAUUUGGAACAGUAGACUGUACUGCUCACAGAACGUUGUGUCAGAACCUGAAUAUCCGAUCGUAUCCAACUUCAGUUCUUUAUAAUGACAGUCACCCGCACUCUCUUUCUGGUUUUCAUGCUGCAAAUGAUAUUAUUGAGUUUGUCGAGGACAUAAUACACCCAGUUGUGGUGCAGCUAACACCGGAAACAUUUGAAAAGUUUCUUGUGCACAAACCACAAGGUGAAAUGUGGAUAGUGGAUUUUUAUGCUCCCUGGUGUGGCCCAUGUCAACAACUUACUCCAGUGUAUCGCAAACUUGCAAAACGCCUGGAGGGUGAGGCCAAACUCGGAAUGAUCGAUUGCACAAUGCAUCGGCACCUUUGUCAGAUGAAUGACGUGCAUUCGUAUCCAACUGUAAGACUGUACCCACCUAGCAGUGCUGGAUCAUCUAUGUACAUACGACAUCAGGGUUGGCGUGACGUUGAAAAUAUGUACUACUGGGCCUUCCAAUAUCUUCCGUCGUUGGUGGAACAGCUUGACUACUAUUCCUUUUUCGAUGUUGUAAUCAACCAGAUGGAUGCAUGGCUUGUUGAUUUCUAUGCGCCUUGGUGUGGACAUUGCACCCAGUUUGCCCCCGUCUUUGAAAAGAUUGCAAAGCGUUUGUCUGGCACUGUGAAGGCUGCAAAGGUGAACUGCGAAGAAAACUACAACCUCUGCAGAGAGGCUGGCAUCAGGGCUUACCCAUCUCUACGCUUUUAUCCUGGGGCAUUCAAGGAUGGUAUGAGCCAGCCAAUUUUAGGAACGGAACUACCGACCCACGAAUCCGAGAACCUCGUUGAUCGGACAUUAAAGUUGCUAGAAGACCACAAAAAAGAAAAGUUGGCCGAAGAGGAAAGAAUAAAGAGGAAAGAGAAUCAAAAGCUACGAGACGAGUUCUAGAUCGUGCUAUGAAAAUUCUUACAGGAAAGGGAAUGUAGCUUUUUAUGGAACCAGAGGCUACCAAACUGUUAUCGAGGAAAAAGCGCAGAAACGUACGACGACUUCAACAAUUUAAAUUGCUUAUUUCUUAGUGUAUUAAAUUUUACGAGAAAGAAAAUAUUAAUUAUGGUUGUUGGAAUUUUAAAGAGCAUUUAGAAUGAGAGGAAUUCUACAAAGGAAGGUAAAGAGAAGGAGGUUUAAAAAAGGUUAUUCUUGGAAGAUGACUUUAGAGGAUCUGUUUUUAGAACGACUCCACAGCACAUCUUUAUUUUAGACCGGUCCUUUUAAUGAAUAAAUUUAUUAAAAAGUGGAACACACUGUAAACUUGGAUGUUGUGAGAUAUAAUAGAUUCUAGAUCAUAUCACUGUUAUCCAUAUCAUGUUAUUUAAAGAUUUAACCAAUAGAAUUGAGAAA